CAACUGAAAUGGCGAUUCUUCUUCCAUUUCCUCGUUUGAAUUUGCUAACACUUUUCAAGGUUAGUUUGGAAUUUAUCACCUAAUUUGUUUCGUUUUUUGAUGAUAAUGUUUGUUUUCACAGAAUUGGCAGUAAAAAAACAGGGGCACCAAAGGUCAAUUUUUCGGAAAAUAUCUGUUCGGAAGACGAAAUUUCUUGCUUGCCUGCCUCUCCUAGGAUUUUCGAACAUCUAAAAAAUGGUAUAAUUGCCCAUUUUUAACGGGUUUUUACCCUAAAAAGGUCACCUAGAAUUUUCGGGAGCCUUUUUUCUGGCUGAAAUUUUCGAAAAGGUUAGUUUUGAUCCCUACAAUUUUCGGAUCACUAGACUUUCAGGUAGGAAAUCCCAACAGAUGCCUGAAACAAUUUUAGGGGAUAAAAAUAUAUAUCUACCGUUUAAAUACUAAAAUACGUUUAACAAUGCGAUAUAUGUUUAAGGUCUUUAAGUGGUUUUGAACUAUAUUCUCUUUAGGUGCCCCUGAAAUAAUUAGUGAUAGAGGGAAACUGAUUUCUCAAAACAAGCCUUUCACUCUUUUGUCUCUCACCAUCGUCCGCGGGCAUGCAGUGGUUAGUUAAGGUGGAUCUAUUUGUGUGGCUCUUCCCGUUUAUCCAUAUCCCUAAAGAUACAAAACUGCUGUCGAGUGUUUCUUUUUUAGAGACACUGCGGUAUUAUUACAAAAUCAUGUGUUGACAAACAAUUGGAGGGAAGUAAUCCAUCUCCCUCUGAAAAAUUUACAUCACUGCACAAUACGUCAAUUAGCGCACCGAGGAUUAAUCAGUCCACUUGUGUGUUACUGACGUUCGAAAAAAUUACGUUUUAAGACCGUGAAAACAGUAGAUAACAAGGUGUAAUUUAUUUUCCAGUGAUUUGUGUACAACAAUAAUAAAUUCGUAUGAACGAAACACGGCGUAACCGCAGGUUGAUCUCAUUCUUUUAACGCCACGUAAUACAGUGUUCUAGGUCUGGUUCAUGACCCGAUAAAAACAGGUGAAAUGUUUGUCAUAUCUGUGUGAUGACAAGACCAAUUACUAUUUCCCAGUGCUAAGAAGCUGGCUUUUUCCAGUAGUGCUGGUCUACCCGGUCUAUCCGCAACGGAAAUGUCGAUUUUGGCCAAAACCCUCUCAGUUACAGACUAGAAUCAGGGCACCCAACGACCGAAUGUUUCCAAAUAAAAUUGUCGAGAAAUAGGUCACUGUAAUAAUAAUCUCAGAUAGUUUUCUCUAUGAUUUAGAGACCUGUUCGGAUAAUUUAGAGCUGCCUUACCAUUAUCUAUUGGGAUGUCUUAGGGGAAACUUCAUCGCCUUGAAAGUUAGGAAGCUUAACAGUUUUUGAUCGGGGACGAACAAGUUACCUACCCUGAUGGGUCUGGUCGAAAGUUCGAAGACAUGAAGUAGGCGAACUUAAAUUAAAAGAAUAUAGCUUUUACAUUUCACUUCUCAUGCAGGUUAAGCAAAGGAAACCAAGAGCCACAAUAGGACCACUAUGGCUCUCGAGGAAAACCUAAAAUUUCCAGAUUCAAAAAUGUAUGGAGAGAGGAAUCAGAAUAGUUGUCACGUCAGAAAACUUUAAAUUGCAUCUAAUAUUUUCGGUAAAACAAUACUGAAGCUCUUGUAAUUUCUGAAAGGUUCAAGUUGCUCUAAGAUGACCGAACAGAUACAAAUCUUUUAGCACCGCUUAGAAUACAUUUUCAGAAAUCUAAAAGUAACCUGGAAUGUAUUUAGGACGAAAGCGUCAUAGGGUGCCCCUGAUUAGCCUAAUAGAGAUUUGAAAAACCUGUCCAAACUACUAAUUUCGCUGCUGAUCUUAUGAAAACAGGGGCGUAGCGUCCCUAGUGCAAAUACGCAUGUGCUUACUUGAGAAAUUUGUAGCAUUUUUCUGAAAGGUUUUCUCUUUUAAGGGCCUGUUUACAUGGAGGUGGGGACCUCAGGUAGGGGAGGUAACCCGCUUUGGUGGGUAACCCGCCUGUCCACAUAAUCUCUCAUUUUAAUUUGAUCACGUUUACAUGAUAGGUGGGAUAACCCGCCACAUGUUACCUCACCUAUCUGGGGUCCCCAUGCACCUCCAUGUAAACAGGCCCUAAGUAAAAGCCAUUUUUUGUAGUGUCGUGACUUGACUUUGUAUUGAGCAGAUUUGUUCCUGUUUAUCUCGCUGUUAUUCCGCAUCGUUUUCACUCGUAAAAUACAACAGUUUGAGUAGUGGAAUGUGAUAAAUCGAAACAUUCUUGAAAUGUUUGCGUUCAGGCGAUCCCACAAUACAUUGCAUAUUUAUGAAAAUCGGAAAAGAAAAGACCGUGACUGAUUAUCAUUCCUUUUAAGAUUUAUCUGGAAAGUUUUCCCAUUCAAAAACUUUUCAUUUGUUAGUUUUCUCUCUCUCUUUCCAUAUUGGGGAUUCGAAAAGACUACUUUAAUGUCGCUCAACUGGAAAAUCAUAGACCAAACCAUGCCGACGAUAUUCCACGUAAGCCGAAGCAAACUAUUAGGUACACCGGUGGCGCGGUAUCAACAAGAAUUUUGCAGAAAAUUUACUCCUUGCGAACAGAUGUAUUUUUUCGAUGACAAACUUUAGACAUAUUCAGAACAACUGACAAUAUUAAUAAAUGUUGACUGUCAAUUGUUUGUUCCUUUUCAGUGCUCUGAUGAUGAUAGAAAUAAGAGAAAAACUCAAAAAAACUCAACAAAGGACUUAACGGAUGCGUAAAAUUUACACCAACAUGCACAAGCCGCAAUUCUUCCAAACGAUGCUUUUAGAAUCCAAAUUUCUGCGCAAAGAAAGGCGCCUCGCCUUGUGCUGGUAAACAUUCUUGUACCAGCUCAAAGAAGAACGUUUUAAAAGAGCGACUGUCUGUAAAUAUCGACCAAAAUCGUCUUUUUGUGGCACAAGUUAAAAAUUCGAAUUUCGCUCAUUUUUGGCUCAUCGAUAACCCUUAAUGAGUAAUGACACGUGCUGUAGUUAGUUUUCCCAAAUAACGUAUUCUUUUGUUAAAAUUCGAGAAAACUCAUUUUGCCCGUUCGGAGCUCAAAAUCCACUUCCGGUAAAACGAAAUUUUACACAAAUUUCAUUGACUCGUACGUCAAACUACAAAGAUUUGGCAGCCUUUGAAGAACACGAAUAGUUUUUAUGACCCUUUCUUUCUCAUAAGACGAUAUGUUUGUGGCCAAAAAGGUAUUGUUAAAAAUUGGCCCUAUUGACAAUUUCACCGGUUCAAAAUUAUAGGGUUAAAAUGAUGUAAAUUUUUAGAACGCGCUAUAACUUAGAAUUUCGCAAAUUGACUUUCUACGGUUUAACUAGGCCCCAAUAUAUCAGAAAAUCGAAACAAAUCUCUGGGCAAACGAUUUUAAGUAGCCCGCAAGACGCCCAGUUCAACCCUAAUUUUCCGAAAAAUCGCGACAUUCCAGUGGUUAAAAAUAGCGUGACACGGCCCGUCACGCCAGCGGUGUUAACGACAGAUUCACUUUCAACAUUCUAUUCAACACUGAUCACACGCCAAAUUCCAGCGUACAAUCUAUAUUACAUCUUUCAAUACAUCUAUCUUAUUUAGAAGAGUCAUUUUGUUUGGAUACAAUAUAUAGUGUAGAAUUGCCCAAAAGUUGGCUUUUUUGAGCGACGUCGGCAAGGCGUCGACGACCGAGCCCAACGAAAACAAACUUUGAACAAGUACAGUGGUGUGUUUCAUUAAUUUAAGCAUCCGUCAAAAGGCAUAAAUACGUUAAAUUUAAGACAGGGAUAACCAAUAUUAACUAAUUCGAGCAAUGUUUUUUUCUUGCGAGUUUUCUCUUUCAAGUAAUUAUGUAUAAGUAUAAAUGUACGUUUGGAUGUAUUACAAUCACGCUUAUAAAGGGAACAUUGUAACGAACGUUUCAGAAAACUUUUUAACUCGUUUCGAUCGACGAUGAAACGCCAUCAUCAAAAACAAAUCACCAAAAACUUUCCUCUACAGCAAAACGGAAAAUAGAGAAAAAAAGUGGCGUUUUGCUAAUGCUAAAGCAGGAAUAGUUGCAGCGUGAUCAUGAGCUUUUAAAAAUGGCAAAUGCUCCUAAAUGGACAUCUAUAGAUCCCUUGCAUCGCCAUUGGAAAAAAACUCUCUGGCCCACUAUGAACUAGCCUAUUCCAGGCGUAGUGGACAGUGGAUGGUGGAUAGAGGGCAGUGGCGCGAAAUGGGGAACGGAGGAAAACAAACGUGGAAAAGAGUAAGAGGGAGAGAGUAGGAGGACCUUUCGCCCUCAAUCCCUAACCCCGCCCCUUCGCCAUUUUUUCUAGCCCACUUUUCUUUGCGUUUUCCCAACUAUCUGAAGGCCUGUUCCAGGUUACCUACGUCCUUCAUUUACAAAUUUUUAUGGUAUAUAACGUAUUUAUUCGAUGAACUGCCCUGGGCGCUUAUUAAAGUUUUCGACCUUGAGAGUGGGCGCUUAUUCGAGGUGGGUGCUUAUUCGAGGCUGGGCGCUUAUUAAAUUUCGCCAUUCUCGGCAAGUGUAGUAUGUUUAUUUUGCAACAAAACAAUAAAUGGUAGUAACAAAAAGCGGACAUGUAACAAAGCAAGGUUUCUGUAAUAUGCUCUGAAGAAAACUCCGUCUUCGGGAGGGUCUCUUAUUAUCUCUUAUUUAAGUUUGUGUAGGAGGGAGUGGGGUGGUGGUGGGCGCUUAUUCGAGGCUGGGCGCUUAUUAACUGUUCUGCCUUUAGGAGGGGCGCUUAUUCGAGGCGGGCGCUAAUUUGAGGUUGGGCGCUUAUUCGAAUAAGUACGGUAUUCAACUUGAGCGUCGAGCACUUUUGGUGCUUUGUUAUUGAUCAGCAGGAAAGGAUUUGGUAGUACUAACUUUUCAACUGCUUUUAGACUGCGAAUUUUUUUUCUUUCUUUUUUGUUUUCUUUCUUUUAUUUUGUCUUUGUGAGUUUCUACGGUAUUUUUUAAACGUAUUUUUCGAUCCUCUCCCCAGUCUCACUCACUCUGCUCCCCCUCCCCUUUUUCCGAAAAAAAAAAACAACAACAACAAUAAAAAGAGGGACACAAAAUAGAGUAUAAUACUAAAGCUAAGAAGAAUCUUGUAACGAACGAAUGGGAACACCUAAAAAGGAAACUUUCCUCAUCCUCCGUAGCCUUAGUCCAUGAAACGUAGACGCCCAAGCGGGCCUCCAAAACCUUACCUUUGUCUUUGUCACAAACCGAAUAAGACUGAAAGCCUUAGUCUGCUUUACGUAAGUACCGUGUAGAUCUCCAGAAGAAUUGUUUGCAGCCGGCCCUCAAAACCUCAAAAGACUUCGCCUGCUGCUGGUCAAUAUAUAGGAAGACUACUCCAAAGAACUGCUCCAGAAAAACUACUUUUCUUAACAUUUUUCUGGGGUAGAGGAAUAGCGAGUUUUCUGUGUCUCUUAAUAAGUAAUUAGAGUUAUUGCAACGUUCUGCCCUUAGUACGAUCUACUAUGGUACUUAAGAUAGAUGACGCAUAUUCUGGGAUACACUCGCCUCUCACAGCUCUUUGACGAAAUGUUCCUAGCGGCAGAUAGCGAUGAGAGGAAGCUGUAUCGCAGGCUUUUGGACACACGGAUUUUCUGCUAUUUACAUGGGUAAACCGGUCGCUCCACGGUUUGGGCAAAUGGUGAGGAGAAUUCAGGACUGAUUAAUUUUGAUUCCGUUCGGUAAUCGCGUUUACCAUUUGCCUAAGUCAGUUUCGUUUAAUGAAAAACGGCCGCGAAAGCCUGAAACUGAUAUUCAAAAAAGGUUUGAAGACAUGAAAUCCGAACUUCUGCCUGAAAGUUUCCAACCAGGAAGACCAGGAAAAUAGGCGAAUGCCUUGUCAGACGUUCCGUUUGUUUCAGGAAUUUUCCACUGAAACGUCGAACCCGAAACUGAGUUAAUGGUAAGCCUGGCAAAGCACCAAAGUGUCCUCUUAGUUUGUUUUAAUGGGUCAUGUAUAUAGUCAUGCAGUAGCUUCAUGAUUCAUACACGUUGUCAUACAAGUAUAUAGGCUCCUCUUUGGCCUCCACCUAGCUUUUUUAUCAGUUUUGAGAACCCGCAAGGGUAAAAACUUGGAAAAGAACUAUUUCACCAAUACUUAGUCUAAAAUAUAUUUAUUCUUUAAAAUUGCUUCAAGGAAAUUAGUUUUUAUAAACCAAAUGGCAUUGAUUGGGGAUGAUUUAAUUCGUAAAUAUCUCUCAAUGCAAAAAUUCAUUCAGUAAUCAGUUUUAGUAUUUAGAUUUUGUUCUGUUUAUAUACCAUUUUUUGAGGGGAAUCGCCAGUCUGAAACUGAACAUGAAAGUUUGUGACGCUAUCCCAGGAACCCUAUAUGUUGUAUCUGAAGAAAAUGCUGCAAUCAAUGAGAAUCAUAGGUUUACUGAACGAUUUAAUUUCAAAUUGGCUUUUAAUCUGCCUUUAAAUAAAUUGUUUAAAGCAUAUCUAUAGGCAACACUGGCGUGACGGGCCGUGUCACGCUAUUUUUAACCUCUGCAAUGUCGCGUUUUUUUGCAAAAGCAGGGUUGAACUCAACGUCUUGCGGGCUACUUAAAAUCGUUUGCCCAGAGAUUUGUUUCGAUUUUCUGAUAUAUUGGGGCCUAGUUAAGCAGUAGAAAGUCAAUUUUCGGAAUUUUAAGUUAUAGCGCGUUCUAAAAAUUUGCAUUUUUUAAUCCCUAUAAUUUUGAACGGUAGAAAUGGUCAAUAGGGCCUAUUUUUAACAAACCUUUUUGGCCACAAAAUUAUGACAGCUUUGACAAAUUUAUCGACUUUUUUUUGGCCACAAACAUAUCGUCUUAUAAGAAAGAAAGGGUCAUAAAAACUAUUCGUGUUUUUCAAAGGCUGCCAAAUCGUUGUGGUUUGACGUACGAGUCAAUGGAAUUUGUGUAAAAUUUCGCUUUACCGGAAGUGGAUUUUGAGCUCCAAACGAGCAAAAUGCGUUUUCUCGAAUUUUAACAAAAGAACACGUUAUUUCGGAAAACAAACUACAGCAUGUUUCAUUACUCAUUAAGGGUUAUCGAUGAGCCAAAUAUGAGGGAAAUCAAAUUUUGAACUUGUGCCGACCGUGGGUCGAUAUUUACGGAAAGCCGCUCUUAAAAGCUUUUUUUGAUCGCACGUUUUAUUAAAAACAAGCCUGUAAACUGUCAAUUAUAUAUUAAAGGAAAGCAGAAACGUUAUUAAGUGUGGAGGUUUUAAAACCAUACUCUGAUUUACUGAGCCAUUUUGUGUUGAUGUAGGUGACAGUGUCCAUUGUCCUGUUGAUGCCAUUGGUAUCUGCCGCAGUUGUUGGGCCAUCAGCUGCUGGAGUCGGCGCAGAUUUUGCCAGCGCCAAGAAGCUCAUUGACAGCCUGAAACCGAAUCUAAACUACGCCCAAAUCUGCGAGGGGAAGCUAAUGGCGGGGCAGAUGAAAAGCGUCUGUCAUCUGAAACAAGUGCCAAGCGUGGCCUUCUUGUUCUGCCACUUCCAAGACCUCUGUGAAUUUAACGUUCAAAUGGAGAUUGAUAACAUCCAGAAGCUUAUUGCUGGGGGCGUUAGAACGGUGGCGAUCGAUAACCAAUUGAUCAAGGGCGUCAAGUGUGGAAAGACGGUCGACCUUACCUGUACUGGUUUCUUGGAGGGAUGGGUUGGCGGAGGUUGGUUGGUGCGUCUGGACACUCUAUUCUUCAACGGUCCCGUUGCUGUCAACAACUUUAUCCAAAAUACCAUCCGGAAAAAGAUCCUAACUUCCCAAGGUCUGAAGGCGACGGCCAACGAUUUGAUGAAAAUCAAAGUUUACAUGCUUGCAGGGAAACAUAACUUGAUUUGUGAUCUACAGGGCUUUUUCUUGACAGCUGGAGGUUUCCUGGUCAGCGAUCCUGGUGACAUUAAGACGCAAAUGGGCCUGGAACAGAGCUGUCCCGCCCAUAGUCCUGGAACCAGCUUGCCAACCACAAAACAAGUUCUCGAUGGAUUGGAUCUGCUCAUUCAAGAUUUGUCGAAGGGAUGAGAGAAAAAAAUGCAGACGACAAUCUUAAUUUUAAUCUGAAUUUAACUUCAAUUUACCUGGCCUAUUCUCCUGGAGCCUUUCUUUAAUUUGUGCAAGGAAUAAAAUGAAAAAUCAAGUGGAU
This is a messenger RNA of Porites evermanni, 8083 nucleotides long. Lineage: Eukaryota; Metazoa; Cnidaria; Anthozoa; Scleractinia; Poritidae. The record is from the annotation of a GenBank genome assembly.